Molecule: messenger RNA, 4246 nt
Organism: Erinaceus europaeus (western European hedgehog)
Lineage: Eukaryota; Metazoa; Chordata; Mammalia; Eulipotyphla; Erinaceidae
Gene: TMEM260
Product: transmembrane protein 260
Exons: 16
Coding region: 91-2214 (707 amino acids)
Source: RefSeq, a predicted model, not a curated record
CGGGGCCGGUUGUGCUCACUUUCGCCCUGGAAGCUCCGAGCUGCCGGUGUCCUUGGGCUUGCCCUGCCCUCCUUCGGUCUCCGCAGGCUCAUGGGUCUCCAUGGAGACGGCGGGGACUCGGCCCGGGGGCGGGCAGCCCGAGAGGGACCGCGGCGCGCCGGGGGCUUGUGGGGCGGCGUCGCCGUGUUCGCCUUGGUGGCCGCGCUAUUUACGCUCACGCUGCCCCCCUCGGUCCCGGGGGGAGACUCGGGGGAACUGAUCACAGCUGCACAUGAGCUUGGAGUUGCCCAUCCUCCUGGCUAUCCUUUGUUUACUCUGGUGGCUAAACUGGCAAUCAUAUUAUUUCCUGUUGGUUCUGUUGCCUACCGAGUCAAUCUUCUGUGUGGCUUAUUUGGAGCAGUAGCUGCGUCCUUCCUUUUUUUCACGGUUUUCAGGCUUUCUGGCUCAUAUGCUGGAGGAAUCCUUGCUGCGGGGGUGUUUUCAUUUUCUCGUCUAACAUGGCAGUGGUCCAUUGCAGCAGAGGUUUUUAGCUUAAACAAUCUGUUUGUGGGUCUGCUUAUGGCUCUUACUGUACAUUUUGAGGAGGCAGCAACUGCAGAAGAAAGAUCAAAGAUAGCUAAAAUUGGUGCUUUCUGCUGUGGUCUUAGCUUAUGUAAUCAGCACACAAUAGUAUUCUAUGUUUUGUGCAUAGUGCCAUGGAUUCUCUUUCGACUUUUAAAACAGAAGGAACUCUCUCUGGGUUUCUCAUUGAACUUGAGCCUGUGCUUCUCUGCUGGUUUGCUGCCCUAUGUCUAUCUGCCCAUUUCAUCCUACCUCAAUCAAGCCCGUUGGACAUGGGGAGACCAGACAACACUGCUAGGAUUUUUGACACAUUUCUUCAGGGAAGAAUAUGGAACAUUCAGUCUGGCCAGAUCUGAAACAGGAUCGAGUAUGUCUAAGAUGUUGCUUUCUCAAGUAACAAAUAUGAGGACCGAACUCUCAUUCAAUGUCCAAGCCCUUGCUGUUUGGGCAAACAUAUGCUUAGCAAGAAAGGACAGACAGAAUCCAUCAUUAGUAUGGCUUUUUACUGGAAUGUUUUUCAUUUAUUCAUUGUUCUUUGCUUGGAGAGCAAAUUUAGAUAUUUCAAAACCACUUUUCAUGGGUGUGGUGGAGCGAUUCUGGAUGCAGAGCAAUGCAGUGGUGGCUGUCCUUGCUGGCGUUGGUUUGGCUGCCCUUGCUUCUGAAAGUAACCGAGUGCUGAAGACCGACAGGCUUCAGUGUCUGGAAUGGCUCUCAGCAACUCUUUUUGUAACUUACCAAAUUUAUUCUAAUUACAGCAUCUGUGACCAAAGAACCAACUACGUGAUCAAUAAAUUUGCAAAGAAUCUUCUAUUCUCUAUGCCUCCUGAUGCAAUUAUCUUACUCAGAGGAGACCUGCCAGGGAAUUCUCUCCGUUAUAUGCAUUAUUGUGAGGGAUUGAGGCCAGAUAUUUCAUUAGUGGAUCAGGAAAUGAUGACUUAUGAGUGGUAUUUACCCAAAAUGGCAAAGCACUUACCAGGUGUCAACUUUCCAGGGAAUUGGUGGAAUCCUGUGGAAGGAAUAUUACCUAGCGGAAUGGUCACCUUUAAUCUUUAUCAUUUUCUUGAAAUAAAUAAACAAAAACAAACAUUUGUUUGCAUAGGAAUUCAUGAAGGUGACCCAACCUGGAAAAAGAACUACUCACUUUGGCCAUGGGGUUCUUGUGACAAAUUAGUUCCUUCAGAGAUUGUAUUCAACCCUGAAGAGUGGAUUAAACUUACAAGAAAUAUCUAUAACUGGACCGAAGAAUAUGGAAGGUUUGAUCCAACUUCUUGGGAAUCUGUGGCCAAUGAAGAGAUGUGGCAAGCAAGGAUGAAAACCGCAUUCUUCAUCUUUAGCCUGGCAGAAACUGCUAGUAUGCCUUCAAAUGUGAAAGCUCAACUCUACACUCAUGCAUAUUCCCUUUAUAAGGAGAUUGUCUAUUUACAAAAGAGACACCCAGUGAACUGGCACAAGAACUAUGCCAUCGCCUGCGAGCGAAUGCUGCGCCUUCUGGAACAAGGUGCAGACCCCGAAGUCCUCCUAUCUGAAACCAUCAGACACUUCCAUCUCUACACUCAGCGAGCACAGAAUGAUCCACAGCUGGCUGAUAUUUUAGUGGUACUGAAGCACCUAAGAAAAGAACUGCGAAGUCUGAGAAAUACGAAAAAUGUCUGAGAAAGCAAAAUGUGAAAAAGACCUGUUUGAUAUCCACUUCCAAGAUUCCAAAGUAAAAGUUUUUCCUCCAAAAAAAAAGAAACAGUAAGGAAAAAAAAAAUUGAAGACUUAGUCAUCCCCCAGAUAUAAGUGGCAUGGUACAGUGGUGCUGUUUAAUAAGUGUUUAGUGAAUGGAAUGUACUAUUUAUGCAGCUUCUGUUUUUACAUGUUAUCAAACUAGUAUUUCAGUGAGAAUUACUUUUUUUAAAAAUGUCCUACUUCUGCAGUCCUUCACCAGAUAACUGCUGGAAUAGAUUCCCAAGCUUUAUAGAUAUUGAGCACUAACUUUUUAAGGACCCAGUUUAUUGCACUGGGCUCUUCAGACACCUUCACAUUUUGAAGACUACAUUCUCACUUUCUAAAAUAUUCAUAUUAGACCAAAGAUAUUUUUGUUUGCCAGAAGUGAAAUCUUUUUCUAAAAAAGAUUGUAUCUUAUGCUUCAAGUUAGAAUAUUUUAGUAGCUAUGCUUGUUACGUGGUCUCACACAUCACACUACCCACUAACCUUUUCAUAUUUUGAAAAAAGCUUUUUUGUCUUAGACAAUUCUCAGAAAUCAUGAAAAAAAUAAAACUUACUGCUCUUUUCAAAAGUAACAUAAGAUAAUUGACAAGUCAAUAGAUUUUUAAUUUCAUUAAUAAAUUUUAUAUUUAUGUUUUAUUUCUAUCUAGGUUCAUAAACCUGGACCCAAUAAUUAGUAGAUUCCUGCUACCAAAAAUGUUGAAUGAAAAAAAAAAAAAGCAGGAGAAGGAAGUUUUGGGAGGAUGGGGAAAUGCUUCAAUAAAUUCAUUUCUGUUACAAGCAUCUUUUAUACAUAUUACUAAAGAGAACCUAGUAAGAAAUGCAAAUAAUAGUUCUUUAUUUUAUUAUGACAGUUAAUUAAUAGCAACCUGUUUUAAUGAAUAAAGUCACUCAGAGUCCUUCAGCACUUCCUAAGUAGAGGCCAGAAUCUGUAGCAAUUCUUUUCCCCCCAGUUGUAUAGCUCCUAGACUCCAAGCACUAUAUAGGCCCCUGUAUAGAAAUGCUCACUAAUGAAGAGGGAGGGCUAGAAGCUUGUCUGCAUUCAAAGAUCACUGGUGAGUCAUUCAGCAAGAAAAGGCCCCUUACCAGGAAUAGUCACAGUUCCGUGGCAUUGUACUAGCAAAAGGGUCUGAUCAAAGGUCUCCUGUGGAGCUUGCAUGGUUCCCUUUCAUACUACGACCAUAAUUAAAACCACUAAUUCUCUUUUAAAAUGCUGCAGGAUGCCAUGUAGGCAUCUGUCUGGAGUGUCCUUUGUGAUGUCAUAAGCUGUUAAGGACCAGUGCCGAGGGCUUUUGAGCGAAAUGCCAGUCAUGAAGGUGCUUCAAGACAAGGGUGCCUCUAAAAGCUUGACAGGGCCUUGACUGCACAAUUCGAGCUGAAUUUGCCCCUUGUCAGCUGCCAGUAAAUAAAUCUCAAAGGGGGAAAAGCUGAAGUUUCAUUACCUGAUCCAUGGGGCUUUGUUGGUUUUGGCAUCACACAGGGGAAGCUCUUGCCCCUCCAUUCUCUGGAUUUCAAGAUGUCCAUUGGAGCCUGCAGUGCCUGGAUAGGGUUCAGAGCGGAACCUUUUGAAGAGUGUCAAUAGUUGUAACAGUUCAGCUGUUAGGAAGACAAAUAAAUGGAGGAGCUCAUUAAUCCGCUUUUGGCUCUCAGUGCCUUUUGCCCUUUUAUCACAGCCUUAUUAGGCUCCUACUCAUCUUGAACUAGAAAAAAAUGAAUUGAAGUUGUUGAGUACUAAUUGGCAAAGACUUUUAAUCAUGGGCCAAGAACUUUCACUGACUUGAAAGUAACUUCUCCACAGGGAAGAACCAAAAACCUGGUUUACCUUAAAACAAAAACCUGUUGGAGUUCAGUGUGGUGUAAAAAUUUAAGGGAGCCGUGAUAAAUUGUCUUAAGUUUAUCCAUUUGAAGGAAAUUAUGUAAGAUGAUUCCUGCUUUUUUUUUUAAGUACAAUAAAUUCAAGUAACUGUUAUGGAAA